Trichoplusia ni (cabbage looper) is the source of this 2456-nucleotide messenger RNA. RefSeq names its product tetratricopeptide repeat protein 27. The transcript is spliced from 12 exons. Gene Ontology annotation, molecular function: protein binding. Lineage: Eukaryota; Metazoa; Arthropoda; Insecta; Lepidoptera; Noctuidae. The coding region runs from base 95 to 2455 and encodes 786 amino acids. The record is from RefSeq and is a predicted model, not a curated record.
CAGAAACGGUUAGGUGAUAAACAUUGGCGAAGCACGCAGAACACAUUUUAUGUGUUAAUUUUGUUUUAAUUCUAAAAAAGUUAAGUAUAUUAAAAUGUCCCCAGAAUCUAUUUUACUGUUAUGCAAUUAUGACGACCAAAUUAACACCGAAAAUGAGAGAAUAAAAAAGUUAUGGUUAGACAAAUGGUCUGUCAGUGAUGUCGAUUUAUGCAAGGAGUUGUUAGAAACAGGUCUAGAGACAGAAAGUUUAAAGGCCUUGCUAAAAAAGUAUCAAGGAGAUGCAGAAACUUUUGAAAAGAUUCUAUAUGUAUCCACCGCCUCAUUUCUAACAUUUUGUGAACGUAAUUGGAAUCCUCAUCCUGAAGAAUUUAAUUGUGAAGAGUUCUUUGGUAUGAAAUGGCCUUCAGAUAUUGAUGUAACUACAAAACUUCAGCGAGAUUCAGAACCAAUAUAUGUUAAUAUAAUACAUCCUGAACUAUUAUACUUCUCAACACAAGUAUACAAUGCAUUGUGCAAUGCUGACCAGAGCUUGUUACAUUUAUGGUGGAAUUUUCGAAGUAAAGUGGCUCACCAACGAGCUCUGGAUGACACAAGUGCUACUCUUUAUUCAGAACUAGAGAUCAUUAUUGCCAAGCUAACCAACCUGCUGCAUGACAUUCAAAGUAAACCAAGACUGCAGAUCCUUUUGUGCAUGGAGAUAGCCCAGGCUUACCUCAUAUAUGGAAGGGUGCAGAGGACUGAGGAGUACCUGAACAGGGCUAGGGAUCUAGCUGGUCUGAAGCUGGAGUUAACAGGUAUUCUCGGUAAGAGGACGAAAUUCCAACAGACAAUACUGCCACAGCUUGCUCUGUCCAGUGAGUUAGAUUCAAACAUAGACAGACCGUCAGCUGAGGACAGUCACGGUGGGUCUGAGCUGCCCCCUGACCUGGAGCUGCAGGAUGACGUCAGACUGAACAAAAUACACUAUUUGGAGAAUAUCAGCCAAGCUGAACUGCCAAGCUUGGAGCAAGUACUGUGUUUGUUGACUGUCCAAUAUUUAAUGAAGGCCCAACCAAGAGAUGCUUUAAUGAAUGAAGAACUAGCACCGUACAUUGAAGCAGUACUCACCCAGAAGAAAGGUGCCUGGUCAACAAGAGUAGCGGCAUUACUUAUCAGGUGUAAACUGGAAGCGAAUCAUAAGAGAACAGUGGAGAGAGCCAUGCUGCAGUGCGAGACUAUUGUUAAUGAUAAGACAGGAGCUUCUCCCACUACUAGAUUAUCGUAUCUAUGGGCAACUGGUCUUCCGCCAGCUUGGAACUGGAGGCAGCAGUUAGCCGACCUGUAUCUUAACUUGGGGCUGGUUAAAGCGGCGCUUGAAGAGUACCUCAAGCUUCAGCUAUGGGAGGAUGUUAUUGUUUGUUACACAACUCUGCAGUUGAGGCAUAAGGCAGCAGAAGUGAUUCAACAACAGAUUGAUAUAAAUCCAACUGUUAAACUCUACUGUUUGCUUGGAGAUGCUACAGAUGACAUAAAAUGCUUCGAAAAAGCAUGGGAGUUCUCAAAUUGUAAGAGCAGUAGAGCUCAAAGACAUUGGGGUAACUUUUUGUUUGAUCACAAAAAAUAUGAAGAAUGCAUUCCACAUUAUGAAAAAUCAGUUGAGAUUAACUCGAUACAGGAAAGUGUUUGGCUGAGAUUAGGCUACGCAGCCUUAAAUGUAGAGAACUGGGAGUUAUCAGCCAGAGCGUACCGUCGUUACACGUACUUACAACCCAACUCUUUUGAAGCCUGGAAUAAUCUCGCUAAAGUGUAUGUUAACAUGGGCGACAAGAACAGAGCUUAUAGGUCGUUAAUGGAGGCGCUAAGAUUCAAUUAUGAUAACUGGAAGCUUUGGGAGAACGUUAUAAUGAUAAGUAUGGACACGGGCCACUUCGAGGACGUGAUCCGCGGCGUGCACCGCCUGCUGGACAUCCUGCACAAGUUCGAGGACGUGGAGGUGCUGACGCUGCUCGUGCGCGCCGUCAUACAGGACCUCAAGGAUGCUGACGGCAAUAGUGCUGCUAGAUUACAAAAGCGUGUAUUGGAAUUAUUUGGAAGGAUAACAUCAAUUCAUCAGAAUAAACCAGAAAUUUGGCAGUUGUAUUCUGACUUAAGCCCUACUUAUUUACUGCGAGCACAGCGGCUUCUAAAGGCGUACAAAGGAUAUACUCAGAAUGGUAACUGGGCUAACAAUCCAGAUACGUGCAAGCAAGUCAUAGAGCUCGCGAAAUCUCUUCUUGAACAUAGCAAGCAAGCCAGACUAGAUUCGGAAGAAAAAGAUAUCCUCCAAGCUAACCAACAGCUAUCUUCUGCGCGUCUAACUGGCCAGGCUGUUAUAAGGGCAGCUGAGAAACAGGAUUGGCCAGAAACGAAAGAAAUGCUUGAAGAAUUAAAAGAUCUUUUUUCGAAUGUUACAGAAUAUAUGAAAUCAGUAAUGUAAA